Messenger RNA from Galendromus occidentalis (western predatory mite), 1232 nucleotides. Its product is annotated as aquaporin-10. The transcript is spliced from 8 exons. Gene Ontology annotation, biological process: water transport; glycerol transmembrane transport. NCBI's taxonomy places the organism in Eukaryota, Metazoa, Arthropoda, Arachnida, Mesostigmata, Phytoseiidae. The record is from RefSeq and is a predicted model, not a curated record. Gene Ontology annotation, molecular function: glycerol channel activity; water channel activity. Gene Ontology annotation, cellular component: plasma membrane; basolateral plasma membrane. Bases 148 to 1026 code for a protein of 292 amino acids.
CUCGUCAGCUUGCUGAUACGGACACCUGGUUUGGGUAGUGGAGACGACGGUAGGUGUACUGCUUGGAAGCAUCGAUCUCGUAGCAGAGUCAUACCGAGGAGGAACUUGUCCUCUUGGGCAUCGCCUUCAGUCCCGACAACGAGCGAAAUGGUUUUCGAUAAACUGAGGAUUCAGAAGCCAUGGCUCAGAGAAUUUUUGUCAGAAUUCAUGGGAACCUUCGUCGUCAUGAUGAUAGGUAACAGUGCCAUGGCUCACAUGCUCCUGAAGGGACAACAUGACUUAUUUGCCGUAACGUUCGCGUGGGGUAUCGCUGUCAUGAUGGGCAUGCUCAUCGGUGCAUCAAACUCGGGCGGUCACGUCAAUCCCAUGGUGUCGAUCGGAUUCGCCAGUAUCGGCUUGCUCCCGUGGUCCAAAGUUCCCCACUAUGUUGCCGGGCAAUUGUUCGGUGCUUUCACAUCCUGCUUUCCCCUGUAUUUGAAUUAUCGAGACUUGCUGCAUCACUUCGAUAAUGGCACCCGACAAAUACUCGGCGAGAAGGGUUCAGGGAUUCUCUGGACGACUUUCCCGGACCCCAACGUCUCGAUGACGACGUGCGUGCUCGACACUAUUAUCUGCACUUCAAUUAUCAUGUUCGGUAUACUUGCGAUCGUUGAUAAGAACAACGCUGCCGUUCCCGGAUAUCUUCACAGUUUCUAUGUCUCUCUUCUGGUCAUGACUGUCGUGUGGACCAUGGGUUCGAACUGCAUGUGCGCCAUCAAUCCUGCUAGAGAUUUCGCUCCUCGAAUCUUCGCUGUCAUGGUGGGCUACGGAGACGCUUUCAGUCAUCGAGGCUUCUGGUGGAUUCCUUUAGUCAUGCCUGUCAUCGGCGGAAUCAUCGGAUGUUACGCUUACGAAUUGACCAUAGGGAAUCACGUUCCGGCAAAACAGAAAGGCGCUGGAAGCGAGACCAAAGAGCUGGAUGUUUUGAAUGAGAAGGACGCCAAGAAGGAACUACCGAAGAGAGAUGAGUCCACGCCGAUGGUCUAGAGGAUUCCCUCUCUGCCAAAGCCUUGCGUGAAAUUGGUCGGAAAGUAAUCUGCAGUGUGACUCCAAUAUGGACGAAUGGGGUUUUAAGGAUGUCUGGUGGCCGAGGACGAUCAUGCCUGCGCGUCGAAGUCACUCCGACGACGGAAGACAGUGUCUGCGACGCUGUGCGAGCAUUCCCCGGACUGUUUCAUUUUUAGUAAAUUGUG